Haemonchus placei is the source of this 771-nucleotide messenger RNA. NCBI's taxonomy places the organism in Eukaryota, Metazoa, Nematoda, Chromadorea, Rhabditida, Trichostrongylidae. The record is from the annotation of a GenBank genome assembly.
CUGCUUGGAAUUGCAGGCGGGACACCGCAGCAUCUUCAGCAUGGGGACGCACAACGAUUCGCAUCGGCGAAUUCUUCAUCAAACAACUCACCAAUUCCGCUUCAUCUACAACAGCAACAAUUUUCUCAAAAUGUGGAAGGUAGUGAUCGCCCUGUUCCUCCUACUUGUGGGGCUGAAACUAUCUCCUCGCAACCUAAAUCAAUCUACGAACAAACACCUUUCUCACAAGCAGAUGGUAGUUAUUCUGGGCAGUCUCCUUUUUCGGUAGGUGCUAUGCAGACGACCACCAACAUGCCGAGAAGUAAUGAGCAGACAUCUGCACUUGAAAGUACGUUUGAUCCGUUUUCGACGCAACAGCAAGGGCAAGCUAAAAUAGGCAGCGAUAUUGACUCCGCUCUGUCGAAUCUCGCGGAUAAUCUUUCUAUAAGCGGAAACAAUCAAGGGCGCCCUGUGCAGUGGGGUGGAACUCAACAACAAGGUACGGCACAGAUGCAGAUUCCUUCCUCGGUCCCUGCGCCUUCUGUUGGCGCUCCUCCAAUGGCUACAUAUGGAGCUCCCUCCCAGUAUACUACACCAUUUGGGCAAUACGCUCCACAAGCUUAUCCUGGCGGACACAUGCCGCAGUGGCAGGUUCAACCACAUGUCUUCCCAGCCCCGCAGCACACUCAAGGCCCACCAUCUGGUUACCCUGUCUAUGGAGGAGCUGCUAUGGGAUACGGACAAGUAUCCCAACCUCAUCCUCAACCAGGACAAGAUCCUUUUGGAUUUUGA